AGACCAGACUUCUUCAAUUUUGGCAACAGCCUAACCGUACAAGGUGGAAUCUUGACGGUGGCAGACGAUCUGUUGAAGAAUGACGGGAAAAAGUUCAUCGAGAUGAUGGAGCAGCUGGCGGAACGCCGAAUGGCCCGCGAAGAGGAAGCCAACAGUGUCAACGGCGUGGCUCGCGACGCCAACGUUCACCACCAGCACGUUCACAAUCACACCCAGCCUUCGGACUACGACGACGAGGAGUACGACGACGAAGAGGACGAAGAUGAGGAGUACGAGGAGGACGAAGAGGAGGACGAGGAACCUGUGCGUAAUCUAUGUCUACGUGGAGGGACUACACACUAACUCGACAAUGAUGAAAGGACACCAUGACUGAGGAACAGCGCAUGGAGGAGGGACGCAGGAUGUUCCAAAUCUUCGCCGCUCGGAUGUUCGAGCAACGUGUACUCCAAGCCUAUCGGGAAAAGGUCGCCGAAGAACGACAAAAAAAGCUCCUACAGGAACUCGCCGAUGAAGACAGGCGCAAGGAGGAACGUGAGGCCAAAAAGGCUCAGGACAAGGACAAGAAGCGGGAGAAGAAACGGCAGGCGAAGCAGGCCAAGGAGGAGGAGCGUCUUCGCAAGGAGGCGGAAAAGAGGGAAGAGGAGGCCAAGCAGAAGGAACUCGAUGCCAAGAGGGCCGAAGAGCAGCGGAGACGGAGGGAUGAGCAGAGGCUGAAGCGGGAGGCCGAGAGGAAGGCUGCCGAGGAGGAGAGGCAGCGGAAGGAGGAGGAGAAGAAGAAGCGGCAGCUGGAGGAGAAGGAGAGGGAGGCUGAACGUGAGCGCAAACGGAAGGAACACCAGGAGCGCGAGCGGAAGAAGCGUGACGAGCUGGCCAAGAAGCAGAAGGAUGAGAAGGAGGCGCGGGACAAGGAACUGCGGGAGAAGCGCGAGCGCGAGGAUAGGGAAAAGCGCGAGCGUGAGGCAAAAUCCAAGAAGGAUGCUGUCGAGAAGGAGAAGAAGCGCAAAGAGGAGGAAGCAAAGGCCAGGGCCGAAGCUGCUAUUGCGGCGACCAAACGUGCUCAGGUCUUCGCACCUACUCCGCCGAUGCCCCAAACUCAAACCGCACCCCCGCCCGGAUACGGAUCACCACACCUCCCAGUUAUCACGCCCGCGACCCCCAAACAGUCAGCUGGUCCCCAGAUUCACCGACCACGUAACUCAUCCCAGCAGGGUUCGAUCCAGGGCUCACAAGGUUCUUCUCCGAAGACUCCAAACGUGGCCCCUCGUUUCGGAACGACUGCCUCCCCUAGUACGCCGAUCUCGCAGCAGCAGAACAUUACCGGCCCGGUUCCCAUCAAGGGAUUCCAGUUUCCUGGCUUUCCCCCAACGUCUCCCAUGCCGCAUCACAUUGGUCCGCCGCCCGGUGUGACUCCCCCUGACGGUGGCUUCAACAUGCCUCCGAUGGGCUUGAACGGACCGAAUCCGAUGCAACCCUUCUUGACCGGCAUGCCCCAGCGUCAAAAUGGAAUUCCCAUGUUUACCGGACAGAUGCCGUUGGGAAGCCCGCAAUACCGAGGAUUUGCCACACCGAAUGGAAUCCCCAUGCAGAUUCCGCCUGCGCCGGGAAUGCGACCUAUGGUGAACCAAGGCCGUGGAAUGUUCAUGGGCGAUAUGUCACAUCAGCUUCCACCGGGAGUCCCGCUUCCACCGCCUGGAUCACCGUUCGGCACUCGGGUCGAACCUGUUCCCAUGAGCGGUCACUCGAGAAUACCGUCCGGAUCCUUUGAAGUUGUCCACAGGCCCACUCCAAUCCAGAGACCUUCGAGCGUGGCACCCCAUAGGAAUGGAGACGAUCAAGUGGACGAACUCUCCAAGGUGAUGGGUAGCCGUGCACUCCUGGAAGAUGACGAGGAUCCACUGCCCGAGAAUAUGUCACCGAGCAGGAGGGUUAGCGGUCCCCAGUUUGUUCCAAGGCCUAGAAACGUUGCUUCCCCCUCGAUCUUCGGAGACAGCCUCGGCGGUUUCAAUGAUUAUGGAGCCUCCUGGUCGAAUCCAUUGCCUCUGGGUGGCAGCUUAUCUGGUUCUCUGCCUAGUGCGUGGGCAAACAAAGCAGGCUGGUCGGACAUUGAUGCGGGUGCAUUCAACCGUCGACGGAUCACGAGGAUAGAUCAGAUCCGCAUGUUGGCGUGUCAAAAGUUCCGCGAUCUUAGUGGACCCAACAACCAGCCUGUGGAGAUCUCUACGCUGCAGAGGGCUGUACAAGCCGUUGCGCCACCGGACUUACACUUCGUGCUGGACGAGCUCACCCAUACUCUCGACGUGGAGGGCGAUUCUCAGAACGGUGGAGGUAGUUUCGAUCAACGUGCCGAACAUGGCAGGAUACUCGUUUACUACGCUCCGGACGAGUAUGCUGAUCCCAACCACCACCACGGUCCUAUCCGUGCGGGAGAGAUUGGCAGUCCGAGUACGGCGGGAGCCGUGCCUUUCAAGACUCCGUUAGGAGGACCACCCGGGAUGACUUCAAGUCCUGCUGGGUUUUAAUGCGGUGUUAAGGGUGGUGUCUUUUUAGUAAUUCUACUGCUCUGCUUCCACACAAGUAUCUUUUUUUUUUCUUUCGGGGAGCUGUGGAGAGGAAUCUGGGUGGUUUGUAGGGUGGGGUCUGGUUUUUUUUUUCUUUUCUUCUCGUAUGAUUGUCGACUGGGCAUUGGGUCUUUGUUACUGUGUGCAUUUACAUAGCUUCGAAAACCAUUUGUACUUUUGCUUGGCUCGUCAGAUGGAUCGUUCACACCAUAGUUAGGUGGUGAGGGAGAUGGAUUGAUGGGUGGCCGCGAGACGAGCGAACUGGAUGUGGAAAUG
Molecule: messenger RNA, 2834 nt
Organism: Tricharina praecox
Lineage: Eukaryota; Fungi; Ascomycota; Pezizomycetes; Pezizales; Pyronemataceae
Exons: 4
Coding region: 366-2519 (717 amino acids)
Cellular component (GO): nucleoplasm
Source: RefSeq, a predicted model, not a curated record